AUGGUCCGCCCCACCUCCCGCCUACUAAAGACCCUCCAUCCACCUCCUCUCUCACAUGCACCCUCUCCUUCGCCCCUCCUCUACUCCCUCGGCCUCUCUUACGCCUCCAAAUCCUCUCCGCCGUUCGUCCCGCCCAAAUCUGCCUAUCCAACCUCAGGCUUCGCACGUCAGCCCUCAGCACUCGGGAGAUGGGUAGAUGAGAUGCUGCGCCUGCGAGCGGGAAGAGGGGAGCUAGUCGGGGGCGUAGAAGGCGGAUGGACGGAGGAGAUGCAGGAGGAAGUGGGAAGGUGGGGGGCCGGAGAGGAUUUCUUUGGGCUGGUAGACGGGGGAGGGUAUACCCAUCUCUGCCUCUCGGACGGCGUAGGCGGCUGGGCCCCUCAAGCCGAUCCAGCCCUCUUCGCCCAGUCUUUAAUGUAUCACUAUGCUCGCUCGGCCAUACAUAGCCCAAGUACAGCACCAUGGGACCUGCUCAAGAAGGGGUUCGAGGGCGUAUUGGCGGAUGAGAAUGUGGCGAUGGGGAGCGGGACGGGCGUUGGGGUCGGUCUCGGUGAGACGGGGGAGCUGAGGGGUGUGAAUCUAGGUGACUCGGGAGUGACUAUCCUGAGAAGAGAUGAGGAGGUGUAUACUACGCCUGUUCAGACACAUUACUUCAACUGCCCACUGCAACUCACUAAAGCGCCCCUCGGUCAGUCAGACGGUCUCGCGCAAGAUAGACCAGAAGAUGGCUUCCGAUUCCGGUAUGACCUCGAACCAGGAGACGUCGUGAUCAUCUACACUGAUGGCCUCUCCGACAAUCUACCCGCACCACACCUCUCCGCCCUCUCAUCCCGCAUCUCCGCCCUCCUCGCGCACCCUAGCAACACCCACCUCUCCCCUUCCGACCGCGCGGCCGAGAGGGCCCGACUCCUCGCUGAUGCGCUGGUAGGGUAUGGCCGGAUGGCGAUGCAGCGUACGGGCGAGGAGAUGGUCGUGGGUAAAGAUGGGAAGAAGGAGAGGGGAUGGAGGACGCCGUUUGAGGUGGAGGCGGAGAAGGAGGGAUUGAGGUUUCUGGGUGGGAAGGUUGAUGACAUAACGGUCAUGACGGCGGUAGUAUCUGAGCGGAUAUGA
Molecule: messenger RNA, 1107 nt
Organism: Dioszegia hungarica
Lineage: Eukaryota; Fungi; Basidiomycota; Tremellomycetes; Tremellales; Bulleribasidiaceae
Product: phosphatase 2C-like domain-containing protein
Exons: 6
Coding region: 1-1107 (368 amino acids)
Source: RefSeq, a predicted model, not a curated record